AGAUGGCGGCAUUUCCGACGAAGUUGUUUUUGUGAACUUUUGUACUUUGUUCUUUGGUGCACAUACAUUCCUUUUAUACAAUUUACAUUCCUGCUGACAUAUUCCUGUGGUUUAGGAUAGUAUCGGUGCUGUUUGUGUGGGUUGUUACGGCGCCUGGUGGAGUUUGUCCACUGACUUAUCUCGUGUCAGUUAACCGUUGCUGGUAACAGACAGUACAGAGUCACACGGGAGUGACAGCAGCUUUGAAGCAUCUAAACAGCUCCGAGAUGAAGGAGUCUCUGUCCCUGGUGCAGAAACUGAGUGCACACCCGGACUCCCGGUGUUGGUUCGUCAGCUGGAGCCCGUCGGGGACGCUGCUGGCCUCAUGCGGGGGCGACAAGGCCAUCCGGAUAUGGGGACGAGAAGGUGACUCCUGGAUAUGUAAGAGUGUGCUUCAGGACAGCCACCAGCGCACCGUGAGGAAAGUGGCAUGGUCCCCCUGUGGGAAUUAUCUGGCCUCUGCCAGUUUUGAUGCAACCACGUGCAUCUGGAAAAAGAAGAACGAUGAUUUUGAGAGUUUGACUGUGUUGGAAGGACAUGAAAAUGAGGUCAAAUGUGUGGCGUGGGCGCCUUCAGGGAAUCUGCUGGCAACGUGUAGUCGAGACAAGAGCGUCUGGGUCUGGGAAGUCGAUGAAGAAGACGAGUAUGAGUGUGUAACCGUUGUAAACUCUCACACACAAGAUGUCAAACAUGUUGUGUGGCACCCGAACCAGGAGCUUCUGGCUUCAGCGAGCUACGACAACAACAUUUGUAUUUACAAGGAAGAGGAUGACGACUGGGAGUGUCGAGCCACUCUGAAGGGCCACACUUCCACAGUGUGGAGUUUGUCUUUUGAUGCAGCUGGACAGAGGCUGGCCUCCUGCAGCGACGACCGCACCGUGAAGAUUUGGAAAGAGUAUCCAAAUGAAAGUGCACAGGGAGAUUUGUCCUGGAAGUGUAUUUGCACUCUGUCUGGGUACCACGGACGUACAGUUUAUGAUAUCGCCUGGUGUCCGCUUACUGGCGCCCUGGCUACUGCCUGCGGUGAUGACACAGUGCGAGUGUUUAAGGAGGACGUUACGGCCGACCCCGACCAGCCGGUGUUUUCACUGGCUGCACAGAUGACCAGAGCUCACAACCAGGAUGUCAACUGUGUCGCCUGGAAUCCGAAGGAGGUGGGACUGUUGGCCUCCUGCAGCGAUGACGGAGACAUCAGCAUCUGGCAGUUCCAAGAAGAGGACUAACACUGAUCACCAUUAACUUGCCUCUCGCUUAACCUGGACAGUUAAGGUACACUGGAAACUGGUGAUCACACGUAAUAUGUUCAGUUCAGCACGCUUUUACAGCUCACCUGCUUGAUAUUAGUUUAUGAACAUGUCACUUGUGAUGUUGCUUCAGCGCAUUUUGUACUUUGAGUCUACAUUUUCCUUUAACAGCUCAAUGAAGAAUUUACUGACAUUUCAUGUUUAUAUAAAGAAAUAAAUAUACAAACAAUA
This is a messenger RNA of Acanthopagrus latus (yellowfin seabream), 1514 nucleotides long. It is a transcript of the gene ciao1, whose product is annotated as cytosolic iron-sulfur assembly component 1. Gene Ontology annotation, biological process: iron-sulfur cluster assembly. Gene Ontology annotation, molecular function: protein binding. Gene Ontology annotation, cellular component: cytosolic [4Fe-4S] assembly targeting complex. NCBI's taxonomy places the organism in Eukaryota, Metazoa, Chordata, Actinopteri, Spariformes, Sparidae. Bases 267 to 1262 code for a protein of 331 amino acids. The transcript has 7 exons. The record is from RefSeq and is a predicted model, not a curated record.